Messenger RNA from Striga asiatica, 2457 nucleotides. NCBI's taxonomy places the organism in Eukaryota, Viridiplantae, Streptophyta, Magnoliopsida, Lamiales, Orobanchaceae. The record is from the annotation of a GenBank genome assembly.
AUGGCAUCACUUAGUACAACAACCCUAACAUCUUUAGUUUUGGCAAGCCUUUUAGUGUUGGGAGCUUCUUCAUCCCAACACAAUACCGACUUUCUCGAAUGCCUCACCGAUCAAUUCGAGAGGUCGAACUCAGCAACUGACGUGAUUUUCACCCCACAAAACGCGUCCUACGCAACCCUCCUCGUGACCGAGAACCUACGACCCGCGUCAACCUCCCCCGAACGACCCUCUCUCAUAAUCACCCCUUUCCACGAAUCUGAAAUUCAGGCUGCGAUCUUUUGUUCCAAGAAAGUCGGCAUGCAGAUUAGGGUUCGGAGCGGCGGUCACGACUACGAGGGGCUUUCCUACACCUCCCGAUCAAACCCUUUCGUCGUCCUCGACAUGAGAAAUUUUCGAUCCAACGCGACCCAAUUAGUUCAUAGAUGGCAAUACGUCGCCCAUAAAGUCGACAGGAAUCUCUUGAUUAGGCUAUCAUUGAGAAGCGUGCGUUCCACGACCGGCCAAAACAUAACUAUUAAUGCUAUUUUCUUCGCAUUGUACCUCGGCCCAGUCAGCGACCUUCUGCCCAUGAUGCAGAACGAGUUUCCAGAGCUGGGUCUAGUCAAACGGGACUACAUUGAAAUGAGUUGGAUUGAGUCACUACUCUAUUUCCAAGGUCUUUACGGUCAGCCUCUCGAUGUCUUGUUGAGCCGAACACCGCGGGCCAUAUUUUACAGGAAGGCCAAAUCGGACUUCGUGACGCAACCGAUCCCUAUAAACGGCCUAAGAGGGAUAUGGAGGUUUCUACACGAUGAAGCCGAAGAUAUGGCCGAAGUGCAAUUUAGCCCUUAUGGAGGAGCUAUGGAUGAUCUUUCGGAAUCCGAAACCCCUUUCCCACACCGAUCCGGCAACAUAUUCAUGAUCCAUUACAUGGUAACUUGGAUAAGACCCGGAAAUGAAGAGUUGCAGAGGCACCUCGACUGGAUUAGACGAUUGUACACUUACAUGGCUCCUUAUGUCACAAAUUCGCCUCGUUUGGCUUAUUUUAACUACAAGGAUCUCGACUUGGGAUCAAACAACCCGAGAAACACGAGCUACGAGCAAGCUAGUGUGUGGGGCCGGAGAUACUUCAAGAGGAACUUUGAUCGGCUGGUUCGUAUAAAGUCUAAGUUCGACCCGUCAAACUUUUUCAGAAACGAGCAAAGCAUUCCUCCGGUGACUUCAUCAACAUCAUCUUCUCCCCACAACAUUAGUUGUUUCCACAAAUGUCUCAUAUAUGAAUUAAAAAGAAAAAACUCACCUUCAUCAUCAUCACCAAACUCGAUUAUCAUCACGCCGCAAAACAAGUCGGCGUAUGAGUUUCUCCUCCGACCGCAAAACCUCCGACCCGGCCUAAUCUCCCCACUCAAGCCCUUCCUAAUCAUCACACCACAAAACGAGACGGAAACUCAAGCCGUCGUCCGUUGCUCCCGAAAGCUCGGAACUCAACUCCGAGCCCGAGCCGGUGACCACGACUACGAAGGCCUCUCCUACACUUCCAAAACCCCUUUUGUCAUGCUCGACUUGAGGAACCUCGACUCGGUAACAGUCGACCCGAAAGCUCGAACCGCGUGGGUCCAGGCUGGCGCAACCCUCGGCCAGAUGUAUUACGCCAUCGCCCGAGAGAGCAAAACCCUAGCUUUCUCGGGGGGCAUUUGCCCCUCUGUGGGGGUCGGGGGCAACAUUUCCGGAGGGGGCUACGGAAUGCUCACUCGGAAGUAUGGCCUCGCGUCCGACAAUGUGGUCGACGCUCGACUAAUCGGUGCAGACGGCGAGAUUUCUGACCGUCGGUCGAUGCCGGAGGAGCUAUUUUGGGCCCUUCGAGGCGGUGGAGGCACGAGCUUCGGCAUCGUCACCGCCUUCAAAGUGAAGCUCGUUGUCGUUCCAAAAACCGUGACAGUGUUUACAAUCAUGCGGACUUCGAAACCGAAGAACAACGCGACUACUAGGUUGUCCGACUACGCGGGGGCUUGGGGAAUAUCGACGAGAGGUUUGCAAGGAAUGUGGCGAUUUCUACACAAAGAGGACGAAAACUGGGGAACCGUGGAAUUAAGCCCGUGCGGAGGGGUUUUGAGCGAAGAAGGCUCGACUCGAACAAGCCCUUAUUGGUCGGGAUGCUCGUUUAUGAUACGAUACGGUGCCAACUGGUAUGGAGGAGGAUAUGAGGGGAUGGAGAGACACGUGGAGUGGAUAAGAAGUUUUUACGGGUACAUGGGUGCGUACGUGUGGACGAAAAUGCCGAGGGCGGCAUAUAUUAACUAUAGAGAUCUCGAUUUGGGGUUGAAUAUGCAAGGGAGGAACACGAGCUACGAGCAGGCGAGAGUAUGGGGGGUUAAGUAUUUCGGGAAUAAUUUCGAACGGUUGGCACGCGCGAAAGCUCGAGUGGAUUCGGAAAAUCUUUUCUGGAACGAGCAGAGUAUUCCUCCUCUGUUAAUGUAG